AACGAAACGAAAAAAUUAUUUCCUAAUUUUCCUGUCUUCUUUAUUGUUGGUUCUACUUUACGACGUGGUUCUAAUAACUUUACUUUCUGGUGUUAUGAUCAGUGUUUGUUCCUCAUUGAUUAAAUUUAAAUUAUAUUAAUUACAAGUUGUUGUCAUCAGGAUUUUUUUUCUUGUCGAAGUUAAGUGUAUGAUUUUACACCAUGGAGGAAGACAGUAGCAGUGAUGAAAUAACACCAUCGGUGCCACAAGAACAACCUGGUACUGAAAAUAAGCAGGAAAGUUACGGUUCGGAUGAAUCAGAAGAUGAAAUUGGCACUACCAAGAAAGCUAAGAAACGUACUGAAAUCCAGUCUGAAAGUGAUUCGGAAAGGUCAGAGACGGAGGCUAAAUCACCAGUUAAUGCUGAACCUAAAACUGAUAGAAGCGACAAUGAUAGAGACCAAAACAGUGAUGUUAAUUUUAAAACACAACCUAAAAAGUCUAGAAUCCAAAAUAUGUCUUCAACCGAUAACAGUAGUGAUAGUGACAGAGUUGAUGAACAGACUCUCAUACCUGAAGCAAAAAAAAAUGAGGAGCAGCAGGCCAGAAUGAAAAGCAAAAAACAUAGGUUGAAAGAUAAGUUUAAAAACCUGACCAAAUCCCGUGAAAAGCCAUCUAAAUUGGGAUCUAAUUCAUCUGCCUCCGAUAAUGAUAUCAGUGUGAACAAAUCUAAGUCAAAUCAUACCUCUGAUGAAGAAGAUUUAUCAUCUAUUGAAAAAAUUAAGCAGAUAAUCAAAGAUAAAAGUACUAUCCUCAAAUCAACAAUAUAUGAUACAGACACCUCUAGUGAUGAAGGCAAGCAGAACAGCCAAGCAUCAAAAGCUAAAAGGAGAUCAACAAAAUUAACAUCUCCUAAACCUAUCCGGUUAUCAGCCAAACAAGCUAUGGAUAACAUGAAUAAGAUAAAAAGUGAAUCCAACCGUAUGUUGCGAGAAAAGGAGGUCUCCCUUCCUUACCAUAGACCAAAAGCUCUAGCAUUAAAAGAUAUCUUAAGUAGAAGAAAGCCUGUCCUCACAUCAGAUGGAAAAGCCUUACCUUUGAAAAUGAAUGAAGAGCAACUUAAAGAGUAUGCUCAUUUAUUAGAGCAAAGACAAAAGGAAAUGAUGGAACUCUGUAAAAGUGAAUCAGAAGAGGAAGAAACAGCAACAGAAAACCCAGAAGUUUCAGGAGAACCAGGAGGUGUAGCUGCUAAUGAUACAAGCAAACAGUGCCAAAGUAGCCAAUCAAGUCCAAAUAGCAAUGAAGAACUUAAAAAUCUUUACAAAAGUGAAGAUAAAAUUGAUAGUGAUGUUGCAAAUGCCUCUGAAAUAGAAAAACCUAUCACGGUCGUACAAAACACUGAUGUUGAUGCAAAUGAUAACAAUACUAUGACUGAAAAUAAUCAAAGCAUUUUGAAUGACAAAGAAGCAUCAAAAAAUGAUAUUUCAUUUGAUAAUGUAAUGGAAAACUGUACUAGAAAAGAAGUUAAAGAAACAGUAUCAAAUGAUAACGACUGUUUAGUGAUAAAUACUGAAAAAGAUAGUCAGUUAAUAUCACUACAAUAUGAUACUGAAAAAACAGAAGAAAAUUCAGACUGUAUUAUCGAUGAUAAUCGUAAAAAAGAUGAUCAAGUAAUCUCAAAUCCUUCUGCCAUUGAUCACGAAACUGAAAACAAUAUUGUUGAUGCAAGUGAUAAUUUGGAUCAUGAAAAUAUUGAAACUGAAGAAAAAGAUCGGUCUGAAAAUUAUGAUAAAUCUAUGGAUGAUGUUAAUGGAUUUUCUGAUAAUGAUUUUGAAAUGGAAGAUAUUGACCGUAUUAUUGAGAACGCAGAAAUAAUAGACAGCCAACUGACCGAUUCUCCAAUGCUCGUGAAAGAUAGCUUUAAUUUAAAUAAGAAACCCAAGUUGACUGGAGCUCCAGGGAUGGUAAUUGAUUUAGAUGGGAGUAGUGCUGCAUCUAGGAAGGUAUCAGGUGUAGAAUUACUAAAGCAACGAUUCACAUAUUUCAAUAAAUUAAAGACAGCUAAAGAAAUUGAAAUAGCGACGCAACAAAAAAUUAAGCCUGGUACUCAACAUUUAAAGCUGAAACAAGAGCUGGAAGAACAAAUGGCGGAACAGAGAUCUCUUGAAUGGGCAAAGCGAUUGGAAGAAGAGAAACAAAAUCAAAUGGAACUUAAUGCUGUUAGAGGCGAUGACUCCGAUGAAGAAGAAGAUGAUAUUGAAAAAAUAGAAGCUAAACUAGCUGAAGAAGAAGCUGAAAGACUUAAAGCGAAAGCAUGUGAGUCUGAAGAAGAAGAUGAACUAGAAGAAAAUGAUAUAUCAAUGGAAGAUAAGCCUAGAGAAAAGAAUCCUAUGGUUGCAGAUGAAGCAGAGGAGACUGAUGGUGAAGAUGAAGAUAAUCCGGCAGAUGAGAACAAUGAAGACAUCGAAAAUAAAGGCGAUGAUGAAAAUGAUGGAGAUGACGAAUCUGAUGAAGAUUCAAGUGACGAAUCUUCUGAUGAAGAUAUUGCCAUUAAUGAUACUAAACAAAAGAAAGGCAGAAUAGUGAAAGCUUUUGAAGAUUCUGAUGAGGAAAUAGAAACUAAUCAAACAAAUAAAGAUAGUAAUAUUACCAAAGAUAACUCUGUAGAAUCCCUAAACAAUAAGAGCGUUGAUAAUGCUGAAGUCAAAGAAUCUUCCGAAAUGAACUCCCAAGAUGACGAAAUACAACUGGCCCAGCUACAAAAGUCCUAUUCAGAAGACUUGUUCACCAGCCAAGAGACAGACAUGAAACUGACAGCAUCAAUUCAAACACCAUUUCAAACGAAAUCUUCAAAUGAAGAUAAUAUAGGACCUUCGGUAUUAGCUCCAGAUAGUGAUGACAUUAGUAAAGAAGUAAACGACGGAAAACAUGGUGGAAAUGUAGCUGUUAUUUGUGAAACACAGCCUUUUGAUGAUGCUAAAUUUGAUGACAUAGCAGGCAUGUGUUCGGGCAGCUUCUCCCAAGCCGUGCCGCCGACGCAGCUCGGCUCCAGCCAACCUACACAAACCCCCGAAAUAGGAGAAGACUUACUAGCUUUAUGCACCGGAAAAUUCUAUGAUAACGAAUUUAUUUCUCAAGACGAUAGUGCUAUUCCUGAAGAAAAUCAGCACAAAGAUUCUAAAACAAAAGAAGACACGGUAAAUGAAGAUGAAGAUGAUGUUAUUUUAGAAGAAAAGAAUGACAAAGUAAAUUGUACUGAUAAAAAACAUGUCGGUGACUCUGUAAAAGAUGACGGAAAUCUCAAAUCUAUUUUAGAUGAACUUAACGACCCUGAGUUUGAUGAUCCUAAGCCAAAUAAGUUCUUUACUGGUGGCAGUAAGGUUGAUAAUAGUAUAACACAGAAAAAGCGAUUUGUCAUAGAAUCUGAUGACGAAGGGGCCGAUACGACCGAGAAAGAGGUUAAAAUUAAAAAGAAAAUUAAGAAGAAGAAAUUGCAGGAUAGAGCCCUACAAAUAUCGGAUGACGAAGAAGAAUUAUCAGAAGAGGAGAAUGAAGAAGAAUCUGCUUCAGAAGCCGAGGAAGAAGACCCCGAGCGCGUUGUCGAGUAUGAUUCAGAGGAGAACGAAGUACAAAUCCAAGCACCGCCCAAGAAGAAGCUGAAGCGUAAAGUGGGUGAAUUCUUCGAGCAAGAAGCCGAGUUGACUUCUGAAGACGAGUGGGUGGGGUCAGGAGACGAAGACGAGGCGGGGCUUGACCGGCUGGAGCGCGAGGCCGGUGAUGAUGACGUCUUCCACCAGGGGAAACUGCAGACUGAGCUGGGGCAGAUACACAUGCGCGACGUGUUGGACCAGGACCGGCGCGAGGUGCGCAUCCUGCAGGAGCUGUUGUUUGAAGACGGCGACCUCGGCGAGGGACAUCGGCAGAGGAAGUUCCGCUGGAAGUAUGACGAAGCCGAAGGCGAGGAGGCACGGCACCUGGAGCUGGGCGAGCUCGGGACUCAGGAGGACGAGAUGGAGUCCGAGGUGGAGUGGAGGAGGCAGCGGCACGAGAGGCAACUGUUCCUUAGGCAGAUGAAACAAGAAGGAGACCAAAACGAGCCGCUCCUCAACACCUUCAACACAACUGGCAACACCACCCUGACGUCUAAGAACACGUCGACGCUUCUAGAAGUGAACACUACAGCUGAUGGCAUCGCCACUGCCGUCCCUCUGCCGAAAAUCACUAAGGAUGUUAUCAGCCCUACGAAGAAAGCAUUUCCGAUGCUGCAGAAGAGCUACCGCGGCUCGCUGCUAUCCCGCGGGUCGGGCGCGCUGGGCCGCCUGGCCGCGCUCGCCACCCCGCUAGCAGGCGACGGCGACGAGCGGCCCAACAUCGGCUCCCUCAAGACUGGCAAGGGCAACUUCGUCUUUGCUGCCGUGUCGCCUACGCCGGAUCAACCUAGGGUAUCAAAGAGGAAAAAGGACAGUAACACUGGAACACCGACUCUCAUGAAAAAACUGAAGACUGAAGAAAAAAGGGACUUCCCCAGAAGUAGUUUAAUAGAUCAUUUUAAUAUAUAAGUACGUAUAAGUUCAAUAGUAGAUUAGAAAUAUUUUAUAAGUAUUGAUAACUGUACAUAUUAUUUUAUUUUCAUAUAUUAUUUACUGACUUGCAAAUAAACAUGUAAUCUACGUAA
This is a messenger RNA of Plutella xylostella (diamondback moth), 4654 nucleotides long. The record is from RefSeq and is a predicted model, not a curated record. NCBI's taxonomy places the organism in Eukaryota, Metazoa, Arthropoda, Insecta, Lepidoptera, Plutellidae.